AAAAAGAGAAAUCAUUUCAAUUCAAGUCCAGCUUCGCAUCCGGGUUUCCUUCUUCUUCUCUCCCACACCCAAAUACACUCUCGCUGUUCUCUGUGUCCUUGCUCUGCCUUUUUAGGGUUUCGAAUCGCCGUGUCCUCGCCGGGAAAUUCUUUUCUUAAAGUAUGGCAAUGGAAGUUACCCAGGUGCUUUUGAAUGCACAAUCAAUAGAUGGGAAUGUGCGUAAACAUGCAGAAGAAAGCUUAAAACAGUUCCAGGAGCAAAACCUCUCCAGUUUUUUGCUAUCACUUUCUAGUGAACUAGCAAAUGAUGAGAAACCUGUAGAUAGCCGCAAAUUAGCUGGUUUAAUUCUUAAAAAUGCAUUGGAUGCAAAGGAUCAACAUAGAAAACUUGAGCUUGUUCAAAGAUGGUUGUCACUGGACAACAAUGUGAAAAGCCAAAUCAAGGCAUGUUUGUUAAGGACUCUAUCCUCUCCUGUAGUUGAUGCUCGAUCAACUGCCUCGCAAGUUAUUGCCAAGAUUGCAGGUAUUGAAUUACCUCAGAAACAAUGGCCUGAGCUGAUAGGAUCGCUUUUAUCAAAUAUUCAUCAGCUCCCUGCUCAUGUCAAGCAAGCCACUUUAGAGACUCUUGGUUAUUUGUGUGAGGAAGUCUCUCCUGAUGUUGUUGAUCAAGAUCAAGUGAAUAAAAUAUUGACAGCAGUAGUUCAGGGUAUGAAUGCAUCUGAAGCAAGCAAUGAUGUUAGGCUUGCGGCCACCCGAGCACUAUACAAUGCACUAGGCUUCGCACAAGCAAACUUUACCAAUGAUAUGGAGCGUGAUUAUAUAAUGAGAGUAGUCUGUGAGGCUACUCUGUCUCCAGAAGUGAAGAUACGGCAAGCUGCUUUUGAGUGUUUGGUCUCUAUUUCAUCAAGUUAUUAUGAGAAAUUAAGUCCUUACAUCCAGGACAUCUUUAGCAUCACAGCUAAGGCUGUGAGGGAAGAUGAGGAGCCUGUGGCUCUUCAAGCAAUUGAAUUUUGGAGUUCAAUUUGUGACGAGGAGAUAGAAAUAUUGGAAGAAUAUGGGGAUGAUUUCACUGGGGACUCUGAUAUACCUUGCUUUUAUUUUAUUAGGCAGGCACUCCCUGCUCUUGUGCCAAUGCUGUUGGAAACACUACUAAAGCAAGAGGAGGACCAAGAUCAGGAUGAAGGAGCUUGGAACAUUGCAAUGGCUGGGGGUACUUGCCUUGGUUUGGUAGCACGAACUGUGGGGGAUGAUAUUGUCCCACUUGUGAUGCCAUUCAUUGAAGAGAAUAUUACAAAACCUGAUUGGAGGCAGAGAGAGGCAGCAACCUAUGCAUUUGGCUCAAUCUUGGAGGGUCCUUCCCCUGACAAGUUAAUCCCUAUCGUUAAUGUUGCAUUGAAUUUUAUGCUGAGUGCUUUGACUAAGGAUCCAAAUAACCAUGUGAAGGACACUACUGCAUGGACCCUUGGACGAAUAUUUGAAUUUCUUCAUGGUUCAACCAUUGAUGCGCCCAUAAUUACUCAAGCAAAUUGCCAACAGAUCAUCACUGUACUGCUUCAGAGCAUGAAAGAUGUUCCAAAUGUAGCAGAGAAGGCAUGUGGAGCCCUUUAUUUCCUGGCCCAGGGCUAUGAAGUGGUGGGCCCAUCAUCUCCCCUGACUCCAUAUUUCCAGGAAAUAGUUCAAGCGCUUCUGACUGUUACUCAUAGAGAGGAUGCUGGAGAAUCACGGUUGAGGACUGCUGCUUAUGAAACAUUAAAUGAAGUGGUGAGGUGCUCAACCGAUGAAACAGCACCUAUGGUUUUGCAAUUAGUCCCUGUAAUUAUGAUGGAGCUUCAUAAAACUCUGGAGGGCCAGAAGCUUUCAUCUGAUGAGAGAGAGAAGCAAAGUGAAUUACAAGGCCUUCUUUGUGGAUGUUUACAGGUUAUAAUUCAGAAGCUAGGGUCAUCAGAGCCAACCAAGUAUGUUUUCAUGCAGUAUGCAGAUCAGAUAAUGGGACUCUUCUUGAGGGUUUUUGCUUGCAGAAGUGCUACUGUGCAUGAGGAGGCCAUGCUCGCAAUUGGAGCCCUUGCCUAUGCGACAGGCCUAGAUUUUGCAAAAUAUAUGCCAGAGUUUUAUAAGUAUUUGGAAAUGGGUCUCCAAAAUUUUGAGGAGUACCAAGUAUGUGCUGUAACAGUUGGUGUAGUGGGUGAUAUUUGCAGGGCAUUAGAGGAUAAAAUUUUGCCUUACUGUGAUGGGAUUAUGACACAGCUUCUCAAGGAUUUGUCAAGCAACCAGUUGCACCGGUCUGUGAAGCCUCCCAUAUUCUCUUGUUUUGGUGACAUUGCAUUGGCAAUAGGAGAGAAUUUUGAGAAGUACUUGAUGUAUGCCAUGCCUAUGCUCCAAAGUGCUGCAGAAUUAUCUGCACAUACAGCUGGUGCUGAUGAUGAAAUGACCGAGUACACGAAUUCAUUAAGAAAUGGGAUUUUGGAGGCAUAUUCAGGGAUUCUUCAAGGGUUUAAGAACUCUCCUAAAACUCAGCUCUUGAUUCCUUAUGCACCACACAUUGUUCAGUUCUUGGAUAGCAUAUACAUGGGGAAAGAUAUGGAUGAUGUGGUAAUGAAAACUGCCAUUGGGGUCCUUGGAGAUUUAGCAGAUACUCUAGGAAGUAAUGCUGGUUCUUUGAUACAGCAAUCUCUUUCUAGCAAAGCCUUUUUAAAUGAAUGUUUGUCUUCUGAAGACCAUAUGAUUAAGGAAUCUGCUGAAUGGGCCAAGUUGGCCAUAAGUCGUGCAAUUUCUGUUUGAGAUUUUUGUGAUUUGGCAUGCUCUUUCCUUUUACAAGUCCCUGCAUGCAUUUUGGUGUAUCGAGUCGGGGUCUAGGGUUGCAUUUGUGUCAGGUCAUCUGCCGUUUGCGGAUAACAAAGUUAUCAGUGUUCAAGUUGUCACUUCAGCAUCAUGGAGUUGGGAAUUGGGUGGUGAUUACUUUGUUGAUGUGGAUAAAGGUGUGGGUUAGGCCAUGAAUUGAAAACUCCAGAGCAUAUCCAUUGCAUUUCAGAAUUGGUUCAAGCAAGGGGGAGAGGGAACUUUGAUUUGCUGAAUUUACAAGUCAGGCAGCAUCUUGUCAUUUGCUAUUUAUUCAUAUUUGUCAUGGUUAAGAAACCUCAUAGUGUUCUGGUGGUAAUCUCGAAGGUUGUUGAAGUGGAUCACUGCAAUAAUUGGUUGAUGUUUAGUGACAUUUGAAGAUGAAACGGGUGCUACAUUUUAGAAGACCCACAUUUCAUUCCUUAUUUUUUUUGCUCCCUUCCCUUUUUUUAUGUCUUUUUAGUCAGUCAUAUCUUUUAUCAUUUUAUCAUCAUGUCUGUCAUGGUUGAUUUGUAUUUUACCCGCAACACUUUUGGUAUACAUGGUUGGGGGUCAUCAUCAUAUAUUUUGAGGUUAUCGCAUCUUGCUGCACUGCAUUUUUAAUUUUUCUUUUAUUGUCUUUAUUGGUCUCAAGUCAGUAAUAUACCUUGCAUUCAUUCAAUCAUGUCUUUUUUUUUUCCCUCUUGAAAUAUAGGUUUUAUUUUAUUUUUUUUUCCCACAAUAUGUAAUAUUUUUGUUAGUCUCUGCUUGUAGAGAACAUUUAUAUUGAGAUGUCAUGAAACUGUGUUGACAUUGUAAGGAUUGGAUGGAGAAAUGAACAUCAGAUGAAGUGAGGAACAGUACAAAAAAUUGUAUUUUAUUCUUAUAUCUUUGAAUCAAAGAUAUGAGCUUUUUUGCACUU
Manihot esculenta (cassava) is the source of this 3735-nucleotide messenger RNA. RefSeq names its product importin subunit beta-1. Gene Ontology annotation, molecular function: nuclear import signal receptor activity; small GTPase binding. The transcript is spliced from 3 exons. The record is from RefSeq and is a predicted model, not a curated record. Bases 162 to 2777 code for a protein of 871 amino acids. Gene Ontology annotation, cellular component: nucleus; cytoplasm. NCBI's taxonomy places the organism in Eukaryota, Viridiplantae, Streptophyta, Magnoliopsida, Malpighiales, Euphorbiaceae. Gene Ontology annotation, biological process: protein import into nucleus.